This is a messenger RNA of Ixodes scapularis (black-legged tick), 2564 nucleotides long. RefSeq lists its product as uncharacterized. The record is from RefSeq and is a predicted model, not a curated record. NCBI's taxonomy places the organism in Eukaryota, Metazoa, Arthropoda, Arachnida, Ixodida, Ixodidae. Bases 87 to 2366 code for a protein of 759 amino acids. The transcript has 14 exons.
GCGAAAUCAGCGAAAUCGCCAGAGUGUACAGAGUUUUGGCUACUAUGUCUGAUAUUUGACGCGCUCUUACCUGAACUUCUUGCACGAUGUCGCGUGUUCUAGUCCAUUUUACCGACGACAACACGUAUGAGGUGGUAAGAAAAGAAGACAUUCGCGGAAAGCGAUCGUUGGUGACAACGGGAGACAGAGUCAAGGUAAAUUGGCGCGGCAUGGGGCUUUACGGAGCAGUGGUAGUAAACGUUUCAGAUAAUGAACAUGACCUAUCCCAGGAAAUGAACGACCUGAUCGCAACUAAGAACAAGGCCACGGUGCAUCGAAAAAGGACCCCCUCUGUCCAUGUAAUGCAGGCCCAAGAUCUUUUUAAAGAGAUUAUGGACGAAGGCACUAUUGAUGCGCUUAAGUUGGAAAUUCUGGUUUUAAGGAAAGAAAACAAACAACUGAAGAGGGAGUUGAGGAAACGGAGAACUGCAGAGGAAUACCUGGAGCGGGCUGAAAAGAUACUGAAGGCAGCCGCACCUUUCCAGACCCUCUGCAUUGCCCAGGGAGAGGACAUCAAUUUUAAUGGAAAUGGCAUCAUAAUACUAAAUGAGCCAGGCACUGGUACAGAAAGCAGCCAAGUGGUCAGAUUCAACAAAGAUCCGGAGCUGCGAGACGAGCCACAACCAGACAGACCAAAUGACAUGCCACUGCGACAGGAGCCAGAAGGCGUGCCACAAGAGCCAGAGGAGCUAGAAGACGUGCCACAAGACCCUCCACAAGACUAUCGCUCACCUGAGCACCCCCCACAAGAAUAUCUCCUAGAAGAACACUCACCAAAGCAACACCCCCCACAGCAGCACCCUCCACAGUGCCAGUUUCGACGCAAGAAACAGGACAACAUGGUGAAGGACAACAUACUUAAAGAGUUUUCUGAUACUAAUGAGACAGCCAUCGUUGCGGAUGGGGAUGUGCUACGACCGGUCGAAAACCCAUUCCAGGAAGUUACGGCUGAACAACCCUUACAAACCAGUGUUCCUGGUCACGAGAUUAGCCACGACAGCACUGCAUCUCAUCCCGGCCCUGCACUCAUAGAGCCAACCCCUGGACCUUCAGGAUACAAGUUCCACGACUUCCCGGUCAACAUCUGUCAAGAGAUUGCGGAGACAAAAGAAGGCCUAGUGUCUGGAACUUUGCGGGCCAAGAUCGUAAAGCACAUUGUUUCUGCACUAUGCGUCAAUACCAUAUACUGCAUCCCCAGUGGGGCUAUGGCAGGAGUGGGGGUUAUACACAGACGGUCCAGACAUCACUAUGGACCACUGUCAGCGGCACACAGAAAUUCAUCUGGUUGUAGUGACCGGAUGUUUCCUGGCAACAAAUUCCAACGUUCAAUGAUGUAUCCUUGCGAGCACUAUCUCGCAGCCGCCAAAGACCUAGUACGCAGAUACCCACAGCUCAAGGACAAGUCACGAACACACUGUGUUUCCUGGCAUGCAAGUAUCAAGAACCGGGCCAGAAACAUAAGGAAAAGGAUGCCAGCCGGUGUGAACGAAGUGGACGCCAGAAAAGCUGAAGCUAAGGCUCACCGAGAGCGAAGAGCUGCACUUCCUUGCAACCAGCAGUGCAGGCCAAAGAAUGCAGUUAGAAAUGUGUUUCCCGCUGCGAGCUGUGGCACUGGAGAGGACGAGGCAGCAGUUCAGGGACAGGUGGACCUCAUGAAGAAGGAGAUGAAGAAGACAGUGUGGGAUCAGAAAAAAGUACAAGAUGCCAUGAACAGGACCUACAAAACUAGGAGGGCAUGGCUAAAUAAAGAAAAUUUGACUGUGGCUGCUGUGACGGAUCGGUACCCAGCGCUUGCACUGACACAAGAGAUUCAGCUGGAGUUCCGACGCCAGACAGGGAGAGAUGCCCAGGAGGGUCUCUCUGCCUUCCUGGAGAGAAGCACCAAGGCCCUCUAUAAGCUUUUCUGUAUGAAAUCAUCAUCAAAACAAAAGGCAAAACAAAUAUUAGAAGCUGCCGAGAAGUGCCCAGAAGAGGGUGAAACUCUCCUUGCCAACGGUGCCCUGAUCUUGCUGCCAUGCCUGCUGAAGGAAAGAAGCGACAACCUCGUGAAGAGCCUGGAGCCGGGCACCCAGUACAUCAACCCAAGUAUUGUGUACACUGGUGAGGACGCGCUCACAUCUUCAGUGUAUGCGGUCAGAGUAAAAGGUGUGACCAUUGAUGCUGCAAGCCUUAAACAAGCAGUGGCGUUGUUGAUCUGCCUGUUCUGGGCUUUUAACAUUGAAUACUCAGUGGAAAUCAAAAAUACACUCACCCUUCUUGAGCGUGCCAUUGGGGUUUCGCACACAAAAAUGGGCACACGUGCAUUGCAAGUCUGGAGCUGCUUGUGAGUUCCAGACCUGCUUUCGUUAAUUUAUAAUAAAGCUGUUCAUAGUGUACCAUCUGUGCAGUGCCUUAUAGAGACUUGUUUUGGAGUUGAACAUUGGUUUAAACCUAAGUUACUUUAAAUGAUGCCAUCGUUUUUUUAAACGAAAGCCUUCUGAUUUAAAUGUGUACUCUAUACUUUGAAAAUAAACAUAUUAAAAACA